UCCUGUAUCUAGUCGAAGUCAUGUUUGCGUUUCAAGCUCGGUCUAGGAAACGUUUGGAAACUAAUGUAAAUCACUUCGCUGUCCGUCUCAACAGUUAUGGAUAAAACCAAGAUAGUUGAUCUUAUCCCUACUACAGAUAAAUGUACAUACACUAGUUGUUAUUGUGAAGAAAAUGUGUGGAAACUCUGUGAGCAUGUGAAGGAAAGAAAUCCAGACAAGCUGUCUUACUGCUAUUGUGUAUUUAUUUCAAAUGACAACAAACAGAUACCACUCUGGUACCAGAAAUCUAGCUCUGCACUUGAUGGAGUUGUAGUUUGGGACUACCAUGUGAUAUUUAUAUACAAUGAGGAUGAUAUUUCCCUGGUUUUUGACCUUGAUACAAAGCUGCCGUUUCCUUGUGAUUUCACUGAGUAUGCUGCCAAAGGGAUCAGACCAAAUAUUACUGUGAAAAAACAGUAUCACAGGAAGUUUAGAGUGAUACCUGGGUUAGAGUUCUUAUCUACGUUUGCCUCAGACAGAUCACACAUGAUGGAUGCUAACAAACAUUGGCUAAGUGAGCCACCAUCGUACCCCUGUCUACAGACCUCAGAUUCCACAAACAACAUACACAAUUUCAUAUCUAUGGACCCAGCUGUUGGGGUAGGGGUUGUGCUGAACUUUGAAGGACUUGUAGAAAAAUUCUCUGUAAAACCAAAGAACUGACAUUGGCCUUGACGAUGUUUCGUGAUUUGAAGAGGAUAUAAAGGAUUCUGGGUCACAUUGAAACUGAUAAGGAUCUCAAUACUUAAGUUUUAGGAUGCAGCAGUUGAUUAUUUUAAUGAAUUAAAUACUAGUAUAUAUUUAUUUUUUAUUUCAUAAUAAGUAGUUAUUUUUACAUAAAGCUAUUUUCAAGAAUGGAGUAUUUGUGCAUUUACAUGUAUAAUGUAUGGUUGUUGUUUGACUUUUUGUUUUUACAUUAUUUUACUAACAGUAGAAUAUAGUAUUUGCAUAUACAUAUGUUAACAAUUGAAUAAAGCAUUACCAUAUGUAA
Pecten maximus is the source of this 1030-nucleotide messenger RNA. Its product is annotated as protein N-terminal glutamine amidohydrolase-like. The record is from RefSeq and is a predicted model, not a curated record. Lineage: Eukaryota; Metazoa; Mollusca; Bivalvia; Pectinida; Pectinidae. The coding region runs from base 97 to 702 and encodes 201 amino acids. Gene Ontology annotation, molecular function: protein-N-terminal asparagine amidohydrolase activity; protein-N-terminal glutamine amidohydrolase activity. The transcript has 6 exons. Gene Ontology annotation, cellular component: nucleus; cytosol.